GUCGAUAGUGGAAAGCACAGAUUCGUCGCAGGUUGCGAAUAAUUUUAACGAGCAGGAAUAACUCAGACCGCAUUGCAUAGUCAAGGAGCGUUAACUUGUCGAGAAAAUUAAGCGGAUGCCUAUUGUUCAUAAAAGAAGAAUUAAAAAGAGAAUGAGCAUAACAACCAAAUAGUAUAGUGCAUGUAGAGCAACAACAAAGAAAAUACCAAAAAAAAAUUAAAAAAAAAAAAAUUGUGAAAUAUUGAAAAAACAAAAAAUUUUGUGCAAUUAAGUAAAAAAACCAAAUUGAUUGUCUUGUGAAUUUUGUGCGCAUCGCAGCAAAAAAAAAUAAGAUUUUUGAUGUUAAAAAAUUAGCAGCAAAUCUGAAAACGGACAUCUAGACGUUUUUUUAGUUUUUCAAAACUCGAACAGAAUGGAUGAGGACCACGACGACGACGUAAUAUGAGAUCAGAUGGGGCUGUAAAGCCCCAGAAUAAAGCUUUCGUCUCCACUGCUGCUGGCAGUCGUAGUAAAGACGCUAGAGAACACAACUCAAAUGCUAGCAAAUGGUGUGAACACCAACAACGUCCGUCUCAACUAUUGUUAUCGCUUCAAAUUAUCACUGUUGCUGCCGCUGUCUUCACAACUGCCGCUUGCGCUAAUGCUUUCGUGAUCGCUGAUGCUGCCGCAAAUGUUGCCAUUGCUGAGGACCGAACAGUCAUUGUUGCACUGCGGCCCAUAUCGAGUAUUAGCGAAAAGCGUUCGGUACAGCAACAUAUAUACAACAACAGCAACUUAACGUUAAAAACGUACACGAAUAAAAAUGAAAACAAAAACAAAAAUAAUUAUGAUGCACACAAUUGUUAUGAGCUGAUGCGAAAUGAUCCAAACAAUCGCAACGCUAUAAAUUCCGAAAGGAAAAACAUUAUAGAAAACUUCAAAUGUGUAGUUUAUAGAAUUAAUGAAAAUCUAACUUACUCUACGAAAGCUUUAACACAAAAUAACGAAAACACCGAUUUUAAGAAUAUUCAUCGUAUAAGCGAAUUGCACAGCAACGUUGUUGACACAAUGACUACGGUUGCUAAAGGUGCAAUUGGGGCCAAUCGCAAUUUGGGCCCUGAUUCAACUGGAAGAGGUAGGCGGCCAACAGAGGGCAAACAUAGCAUGGAUGGCGCCACAACUAAGGCCGACACCAAUUACAAUUACAAUGCAUUGCCAUUUCUAACGGUCUUCUGGUUCACGGUCUGUGGAUUUGCAACAUCGUUACUCAAUAUUCAAACGUACGCUGCAAAAAUGCUAAGCAUACCGGAGGCGCUGAUGCUGUAUAGUUGGGCUAACAACAAUUGUGAUAAACGUCAACACAAUGCAGGAGAUUCUGGGAGCGCAUUAUUGGCGCCGUCGUCGGUGGUGUUAGCGCAGAAGCUGUCAAUGGGCAAAUCGUUGCCACAGGCGCCACUUCAAUCGGUCGUCUCCGCUGCUAGAAUCUCCUCGCUGCUUGCCAGUCUGAGCGCUGGAUCGACCUCGCAGAAAAUUUCCGCAAUAAACCCACGUCUUUCUUUAACAAUUUCGUAUGUGAUGUAUGCAGCUUUUAUUAUCUUCCUGUUUCCAGCAGUUCGUAGUGAAGAGGGCGACAAUUUCUUCGCAGUUAACACUUUUAGUAUGAUUCCCGAAACGACUACGCCUGAAUUUGAUUAUGCCGGCCGAGGAAAGAAAAAGUUUGGUGACAAAUGCGAUGGUACAUUGGAGUGUGGAUUCCCUGGUUCAAUUUGCGAUGCAAAAAAGAAGUCCUGUCAAUGCACCGAAGAUUUGCCAGUAACAAAUCAUAUCGAUAAAUGUGGAAAAGAGGCUGCUGUGAAUGAGUCCUGUUUCUUCAACGAACAAUGCGAGGUGAGACAUUACCAGACCGAAUGCCGCGAUGGACGCUGUGCUUGCCGUUACGAAAUGCAGCCUUUCUGGGGCAAAGAUGGUACAGUCGAAUGCAAAGGUCGUGGCGACAAACGUGGACCGGAGACUUACAUUGAUCCAGCAAUGAUUGGCGUACUGGUAGGAAUGGCAUUGAUGUUUGUUAUAAUUUGUGUCGUCCUUCGAUUAUUUAGCCAGGCACGUUGGCGUGAAAACCGGACAAUUUUCAACACACCAAAUCCACGUCUCAUGAAUGUGUCGCUUUUGCGUGAUAGCAAACUCUUGCACGGCCAGGAGCGACGCGGCUCGCGUAUGUCGGUGCGAGCACCGUCGCGCCAGCCGAGCAUGGCUUCGCUACGUCCGCAUUCGCCGAAUCCGUCGUUAGGUAAGACAGGGUCACAUUCGGGCAGCGCCAGCGCCAGCAACGCGUCAGCAACGUCGAUACGUUCGACGCGUAGUAAUUCGGUGGCACCCGGACUUGUAGCUAAUAGUGGUCAAUUGGAGAGGAAGGGCUCCCAAUAUCACAAUCAGAACCAACACCAACACCAACUGCAUCAGCAUCAGCACCAACAUCACCAGCAACAACAGCAACACCAACAACAAAUGCCGCUAAUCACCAACAUCACUGCUAAUCCAGCAGCUGAGAGUGUUGCGGUCGAGAUAAUAGCACCGGAAAAAUGAAUAAAUAUAAAAAAAUAAAAAAUAAUACGAUAAAUAAUAAUUAAAAAUAAACAUACAAAUAUAUCUACAUACAUACAUGUGUAUAUACUAUACAUACAUACAAUAUAUGCAUGAAAAAGUAAAAGAAGACAAAUCAAAGUAUGCAAGUCGAAAUUGCAUAAAAAUUUAAUGCGUAAAAAAAAAUCAUGGCUAUAAAGUAAUAAAUAUGAAAAUGCACAACAAAACGAACAGUAAUAUUGAUGAAUGGUAAAUAAAAUUUAUAAAAAAAUGUGUGACAAAAACUGCAUUAAAAUAUAGUUUAAAAGUAUAAAUAUUUAAUAUAUUUUAACAGCAAAUAACGUCAUAUUUAAAAAAAAAUACUAACGCAAUUACACAAAAUAACUGCUUGGAUAUAAACAAACAAAAAAACUUGCAUAACAAAUUCAUAUUUUUAUUUCUUCUUCAAAAAAACCCCCAAAAAAAAUCGCUAAUAAUUGCAGCUUUUAACACAAAUUUAAUAAUAAUAUUUAUAGUCAUGAAUUCAGUAAAUAUUUGUACGGUAAUAUGUAUGCAAGAAUCGUAUUUAAAAAUAAGUAUGCACAUACAUAUGUAUAUGCACAACAAAAAGUGUAAAAUGAUUAACCACAAAAAUAAGAAAAAUAGAAAAGACAACAAUCUGUAUUUUAAAAUACUAACAAACCAAAAAAUUUAACGUGCAAUCGGUAGUUAAAUAAAACGAAGUGUUUAGCUUUAAAGUCGAAUUAAAAAAAAAUAUUACAUUUAUGAAUAUACAUACAAAUGUAUUUGUAUUAGUAUAUACAUAUAAAAACCUACUAAUAGAAGAUUCUACAAAAAGCAAACAUAAAGUCAUUUCGAAAUAUUAGAAACGCGUAAAAAAUUGAAAUGAGUCUUUCGCUGACAUUCAUCUUCCUAUCCUAGUGAUAUUAAAAUGUAACAAAAAAAAAAAAAAACACAAUAACACGUGCACACUCUUGCAGAGCUAUCGUUCACGCCAAAUUUUCUAUAAACAAAAAAUUUAAAAUUAUACAAAUUUUAAAAUAUACAUACUAUAUACUAAUUAAUGCAUGCAUGUACCUUAAAAUCCGAGGCGAAACGCAGUACAGAAAAAACUAAUGUAGUGAAUGAACAAAAGAAAAAAAAUAUAUAUAUAAUUACAAUGAAUAAAUUCAAAUAUAACAUAAGUUAUCGAAAUAGCAAUGCAAAAUGAGCAACUAUACAUAACAAUAGAAAAAAACUAUUACUUACAACACUACAAAUUUAACAGUACAUAAAUAGAACAGUUUGAAAAUAGAAAUAUUAGAAAUAACUAGCGAAUUUUUCGGAAAAAAAAAUUUUACAAAACCAAUAAAAAAGCUAGAUGAAUAUUUAUAGCUAUUUAUUUUAAAACACACGUCUUUUGCGCAAAUAGGUUUUGAUUUAACUUACAUAGUACCGAAGAGAUUCAUACAAACAUACAUGUAUGUAUAUGAAAAAAAAAAUAAAAUAAAAGAAAGCCUAAAUAAAACUAUGCAUGCGCCGAAUGUGCACUUUAAAUACUUUUAUUAACAAAAACUCUAAAACGCGUACAACAUGAAUACUUUUUAAAUAUUUAGGGACUAUGAAUAAGAUGGUAUUCAAAAUUUCCGUGAUUUCGUUACAACUCUUCAUUUCAAAGCGAGCAAAAAUUGUAGCAUACAUUUUCCAAAAUUUGAUAACGUAGAAUAUUUUCUCAAAAAAAAAAGUAAAGUGAUUGCUGCAUUAGAAAUACAUUCACAUUUUCAAGUAGUUUACAAUAAAUACAUAUACAUAUGUAAGCAUAGUAUUGAGAUUAGUAUAAAAAAAUACUUAAAAAAGUAAUCAAAUUGCGAUUUGUGAUUUCUACUUAGUCUCUUUAAAAUUAAAAAAAAAAUUGCAAAUAAAUAAACGCAUUAUUUUCAUAAUGUUGUGAAACUAACAAAGAAAAUUAGUAACCAAAACAGCAAACAAAUAGUUUACUUUAUACCCGAAUUCCCACGCAUACCGCAAUUUUUAAUUCGAUUAUCUGAUUUUUAACCAGUAUAACUUUUUAUACGGUAUUAAUACUCAUAGCAUACAACGACCGCCUAAACACGUUGAUAUUAGUUAAAGUUGUUUUUAUUUGUUUUUGCAUAUUUUUAGAAAUUCUUUCGAAAUAUUAAAAAAUUCCUUUAACUUUCUAGUAAAAAAUUGGGGAAGAUUUUUUACUUGAACGUUAAAGUAGUAUUUAUGUAUGAAUUUUUACAAGUUCACUCAUGUAAUUUCUUGCUCAAUUUAAUGUAGUUGAAAUGCAAACUGAAAGACAACAACUACCGAAGCUUGUGUGCUUUUACUUCGCGCAUUCUUUUUUAAACCAUAAUAACUUAUUAGAUGUUAUUAAGUUAUAUUUAAGUAUAUGCAUACAAACAUACAUACGUGUGUAUCAGAACAUGUCUGCAUGUGUUUGUAUUUACAAAGCUUUACAUAAAAUAUCACUAAUCGAACUCGAAUACGUCUAUUAAAAUUUUACAUAUUAAAUACAUACGUUUUUUUUCUAAUUUUUAAUAAAUUUAAGAACAACACAAAAUUUUCGUAAAUACGCAACGAAAUCUCAAUAAACAAACUUCAUUCUGAUGGCUAUGUAAGUAUGUAGGAAGAAAUAAGAGUGGAUAAAAACAAUUCGGAUUUUGAAAUUUGGGGAAGAGUUUCAAAAUUGCUUUGUUUUGAACCGUGUUGGUGUAUCAAAAAAUAUGCUUGGAUGGCAGCCAAUACACAUUAAGAUUGUUAGAAAAAAGCAGUAACACCACUAUACAUUUGUGCGAUUGCCUAGACGUUUUAGAAGUAGUAAAAAAAAAAAAAUGCAAAUAUGAAACGAAAAAACUUUUUCUGCUACAAAAUAAAUAACAUAUGAUCUCUGUCAAAGCUGAUAUGUACACACGAAACAAGAUUUAUGAAUAGUGAUUGGAGAAAUGAAAUAAGCAAAUGCAGAUGCAUGCAUAUAACACAUUUAUUAAUUUCGUACACUGAACGGAUAUUACACGUGAAAAAAUGCUUUAUUUUCUUUAUAGUAUGUGCUUAACCGUGUGCAUACGGCGAUUGAUUAUUUAUUAACACAUAAACCUAUAUAUAUAUUAUAUUCACAUAUAGUAACUAACUAUAUAUUUGAUAUUAAUGUAAACACACUCUACACUUUGUAUAACAAAAUAAGAAAAAGUAAAAAAAAAAAUAAAAUUAAAAUCUAUCCAUUUUUAAUCUUUAUACGAAAGCGUCUAGAAAGUAAUGAUUGAUACGAAAGUUUUCCAUUAUAAACAAUGAAAAAAAAGAUUAACAAAAUAAAAAAUACAAAUCAGUAGCUAUUCGUAGCAUCAUUUGGAAGGAAUUCAUUUACGAUUCAUACACAAAAAUGCAUACAUACAAACAUAUUUAUCUACGCUACAUACAUACAUAAGUUCCCUCCACUCUUGUGGCGCCUUGCAGAAAGUGAACGAAAUUAUUUUCAUAUGAGUAUAUACUAAUAUAUACACACAUUUACAUACACCAAUUCAUAAAUCAAUUUAUAUUUGCACACAUAAAGUAACUACAUAUACACACAAAAACAUAUUUAUUAUAUAUACAUACAUACAUAUAUGUAUGUACAUAUAUAAGCAGAAGUACUUAAACACGCUUAUACAUACAAACAUGUAUGCUUACACGCGGAUCGCAUGCUAAUAUACAUACAUACAUAUUUACGUACAUACUUAUAUUAGAAAAAAAAACAAACUCCAGCUAUGCGAAUAAAUAUAUGUAUUUACAAUUUUUUUAGACAACCGAUACCGCAUCACAAUCUUAAACAAUGCAUUACAAUCAAUUUAAUUUUAAAUGAAUAAAAUAUUUUAUUGUUGUUCUGUUGAACAUGAAACUACACUAAUAUAAACAGAAAUAUAAUUGUAUACACAUACAUAUUUACAUGCAAACAAACGCCACAUUAAUCCAUACAGACAUUACACAAUAUUUUAUGGACAAAUAUGUAAUAGCUGCAAAAUAAAUUAAAUACUAAGAAGUACAUGCAAUGUAACAAUUUCUGCAAUUGCACAAGUUUUUGAUUUUAGUUUUGAUCAUGAACUCAUAAAAAAUUCGGAAAUAAACUAACUAAACCAAACACUGUAAACCACUUCAAUACUUUGUUUUCAUUUGUGAUGUCUAUAUUAGUUGAAAUUUGACUUGGUUUUUUUUUUAAAUUUAUUUAAAAUUUCUACACUCCAUAAUACUCCCAUGACAAGCCAGUAAACAAAUAGCAAGUCGAUCACUUUCUGAAAAAUAUGUAUGUAAUACUUAGCUGCAUCAAAAUCAAGAAGACAAAAACUA
This is a messenger RNA of Rhagoletis pomonella (apple maggot), 6879 nucleotides long. RefSeq lists its product as uncharacterized. The record is from RefSeq and is a predicted model, not a curated record. The coding region runs from base 442 to 2562 and encodes 706 amino acids. Lineage: Eukaryota; Metazoa; Arthropoda; Insecta; Diptera; Tephritidae. The transcript is spliced from 7 exons.